Trachymyrmex septentrionalis is the source of this 601-nucleotide messenger RNA. Its product is annotated as protein dimmed-like. The record is from RefSeq and is a predicted model, not a curated record. Gene Ontology annotation, molecular function: protein dimerization activity. The transcript is spliced from 4 exons. Bases 51 to 575 code for a protein of 174 amino acids. Lineage: Eukaryota; Metazoa; Arthropoda; Insecta; Hymenoptera; Formicidae.
CAACGAUCUGAUCAAUAUUGACAAAUAUAAAAAGAAGGAAGGAAUAUACUAUGCGGUCUAAAGUGACAAAUGAGAAUACUUGGGCUACAGAAUCGAAACAGAGAAGUAAGAACCUGCGACGAACGACGAGAAAAACGGAAUCCUCGGGAUUGUCGAAAUCUUCCAAGGGAAAUACAGCAUGGGAGAGAACUCUUAGGAGGCUGGAAAGCAAUGAACGCGAGCGUAUGCGGAUGCACUGUAUGAACGAUGCGUUCCAGUCCUUACGUGAAGUGAUCCCGCAUGUUACCAAAGAGAAGCGGCUCUCAAAAAUGGAGACAUUAACACUGGCUAAAAAUUAUAUAGUGGCUCUUACGGACGUAAUCUGUGCCAUGAGAAGCGAGGAGCGGUCAGAGGAUCAGCAAAGCAGCAGCUCUGAACGUCAAGAUUCGUCGAACAACGAACAGCGAUUGGAAUCGACUACUGUUUGUGUAAACAUUCCUGUUGCCUCCAGAUCCUGCGGUUCGGAGACUCAAAAUUUUUAUCAAAACAAACAUUCACGAUGGGAGAAAGACCAGGAUAAUAUUACAGGCCUCUGAAAAGUUACAGCGCUAAACGAUACUGG